Molecule: messenger RNA, 1179 nt
Organism: Helianthus annuus (common sunflower)
Lineage: Eukaryota; Viridiplantae; Streptophyta; Magnoliopsida; Asterales; Asteraceae
Product: SH3 domain-containing protein C23A1.17-like
Exons: 1
Coding region: 105-1151 (348 amino acids)
Source: RefSeq, a predicted model, not a curated record
CAUUCCAUUCAUGGCUACUUGCACAUGAUCAACCACUUCCAUUCCAUCUAUUUAUCUUCAUAUACUCUCUCUUUCCAAUUCCACCCACAAACACAUUCACAUAAAUGGAUCAAGGGUUCAAGCAUUUCAGCCACUUGCACAACCUGAUCAUGCACCACAUGCCAGAAGGCGUCGAAGUCUCAUGCUCCGGUUGCCACUCUUCCGCCACCGCAACCGUAUACGUUUGCUGGCAAUGCAACUUCUUCCUGCACGAACAAUGCUACCGAGCCACUCGGUCCCUGAAACACCCAUCUCACCCUCCUCAUCCCCUCACUUUGGUUCCUUACCCGACUUACCACUCUAAUUCCUUUUACUGCAAUUCUUGUAAUAUCGUCGGAACCGGUUUCUCCUAUUCCUGUGCUGAUUGUGAAUUCGACCUUCAUGUCCAAUGCGCUUAUUCCAUUUCCGGAGCUACAAGUUUAAAAAAUGCACACCCGUUUCAAGAACUUGUUCCACAAGGUUGGAAUGGAGUACAAAAUUCUAGCAUUGAUCACCAUGUCCCGUUUGCUUCUGUUCCUGAAAGUUCUCCAAUUCCAUUCGCUAGUGCCCAGAAUCAUUACAUGCCUCUAAAUACCGUUUCUGGUCAUGAUCUAGCAUGUGGUUUCGUUCCACCGCAUAAUCAGAAUUUAACUACUACUUCCCAGGAUCCAUUCAUGGCUCAUAAUCUAGCUUCUGUUUCGAUUCCCACGAAUUUUCAGAACCCGCUUGAUAAUGGUCAAUAUUCUUCCGUGGAUCAGACUGGACCUUCUGUUUCUAUUCCCCCUAAUUAUCCGCCAACUACGAUUUCUAGCAGUCAUGAUCCUGUACUGCCUCAAGACCGGCCUUCUGUUUCCAUUCCAGCGAGUUCUCAUGAUCGGAUUUCUAGUGCCCAGCAUCCUUCCAUGGCUCAAACCGGACCUUCUGUUUCGUUUCCCACUAACUAUCCGCCAAAUGCGAUUCCUAGCAGUCAAGAUCCUUCAAUGCCUCAAGACGACCCUUCUGUUUCCAUUCCAAUGGGUUCUCAGAAUCGGAUUUCUGGUGUCCAGUAUCCUUCCAUCGCUCAAAUUGGACCUUCUGUUUCUAUUCCCACUGACUAUCCAUGUUGGUUACAGGCCCCAAUAAACACACACUGAAUUUCACACACAAACUCACGAAAAAAAG